Messenger RNA from Closterium sp. Naga37s-1, 2007 nucleotides. NCBI's taxonomy places the organism in Eukaryota, Viridiplantae, Streptophyta, Zygnematophyceae, Desmidiales, Closteriaceae. The record is from the annotation of a GenBank genome assembly.
AUGAUAGAGGAGCUGCUAGAGUCGCCAUUGGAGGAGUGGCAGCGGGCCGACCUGAUAGAUGCGAGGGCGUGUGCGGGCGAGACGGUGGAGCUAAUCAACCGCCAAGCUGCAGGGCCCCCCCUCCCCGCCCCCCUUCCUCCUUCCCCCCCGCCCCCCUUCCUCCUUCCCCCCCGCCCCCACCUCCCCACCCCCCCCCCCCCCUUCCCCUCUUCCCCCCCGCCCCCUCCUCCCGACCCUCCCCCCCUCCCCUCCCAAACAGGCAUGAUAGAGGAGCUGCUAGACUCGGGGCUGGAGGAGUGGCAGCGGGCAGACCUGAUAGAUGCGAGGGCGUGUGCAGGUGAGACGGUGGAGCUCAUCAACCGAGUGUUGGACCUCGCCAAGCUGCAGGCCGGCAGGCUGCAGCUCGAGACUCUCCCCUGCUGCCUGCGCCGCAUCGUUCGCGAGGCGGCCACAUCAGUGAAGCGUUCUGCACCACACUCGGUGGAUCUGCAAGUGACGUUUACUGUGGAUGACAACGUUCCGACAACUCUAUUGGGCGAUCCAAGUCGGAUUUCGCAAGUCAUCACUGAGCUUGUUGCCAAUGCCAUGAGCCACACAGCAUCUGGCCACGUGGCCAUCCGACUCUGGUGCAUCCCUCCCCAACAUUCUGCUCAAAGGGAUUCUGCCCAACAUCCUUCAUCUUCUCAAAGUACUCCCACAACUCCUCCAGCCGCUACUCCCACGGGCGCCACACAAUCUCCAGCCUCCGCUGAGCCGGCCCCGGCGUCCUCAGCGUGGCAUCAGCUGGCCGGCUGUGUGCGGCGCUUCCCUCCGCCCACACGCCUUGUCUGCCAUCCUCAGCAACCCCCAGCCAGCCAAGUGGGGGCUGUGGGCAAGGAGGGUGGCCGAUGGUGGGGGCGGGGAAGACUGCAAGAGAGAGGUGGUGCAGGGAAGGUAGGAGCACACGGGGAGCCAAGAGGCGGUGGAGGGAAGGUGGGAGCACGCGGGGAGCCAAGAGGCGGUGGUGUGGAGGCCAAGGAAGUGGAAGGCACGAGUCAGGCGUGUGGGCAGGCGUGCAGCCAAGACAGCAUGGGCAGUGCAGACUGCACUGCAGAGGAGAGGCAGGUUGAAGAUGGGCGGUUGGAGGAGGAGGUGAGGGAGUGGGUGGAGGGGGCGUGUGCGGCGAGGGAGGAGGGCGAGUGGAUGGUGGUGGUGGCCUGUGAAGACACGGGUGGUGGUAUACCACCCGAGGAGCUGCGGUGGGUGCUGGACCCACACGGAGAGUCGUGCCACUCAAUGGAUGACUCUGAGGAGGAUGGCGAUCUGAACGGCAAGGGGCAGCAAGGAAUCAUGUGUCUCGAUUUCCUCUGUGAGCUGCCUACCAUGUUUGUGCAACUUGCUGUUCACUUCAUCACUCCCGCACCCCCUUCUCUUCCCCGACCACCACCACUCACCCGGCAGGUGGCGGAGAUGCGGGGGGGCAUGGCAGUGCUGUCAGACGCCUCCACAGGCACCACCAUUCUGCUGGCGCUGCCCAUGGGGGGAGGGGAGGACGGAGGCACGGAGGGGCCAGCCAGUGCUGUCACGGCGCAACCAGCAGCACCACAGCAGCUGCAGGCAGCAGGGGCGCGAGCGCUGGUGCAUGCGCACUCGGUUCCGCACACGUUUCUGCUGGCGCUGGCCAUGGGGGGAGGGGAGGACGCUGGCUGCAGAAGGGGAGUUGGGGAGGGGAGUGAGGAGGGAUUAGGGGAGCCACGGGGGGCUGUGCCGGUGGUGGAUGGCAACGCGAUGAACCGCAUGGUGGCGCGCAGAAUGCUGCAAGGAUACGGGACGCACGUGCUGCUGCUGUGCUCUAGGGAGGAUGUGUUGCACGCGCUCUCCUCUGCUCUUGAGGGGCCUCAACAGAUGCUCUCCUCUGCCACGCCCUCCCCGCCCAUCCACCUGCUGCUCCUCGACCUCCACAUGCCGCCCGGCAUCGACGGGUCCGUGCCUUGCCCCCCUCUCCUUCAACCGCUUACAUUCCGAUAA